Molecule: messenger RNA, 3044 nt
Organism: Felis catus (domestic cat)
Lineage: Eukaryota; Metazoa; Chordata; Mammalia; Carnivora; Felidae
Gene: DRC7
Product: dynein regulatory complex subunit 7
Exons: 19
Coding region: 154-2856 (900 amino acids)
Biological process (GO): flagellated sperm motility
Cellular component (GO): motile cilium
Source: RefSeq, a predicted model, not a curated record
CCCAGAACCUGUCCUCAGCUUCCGAAAGCUGUUACCAUGGAGAUGGGCUAACAGAUGGUAUGGGCUGUUCUCAGAGGGGUGAGGAGGGAGCCCAGGACCUGAGGUAGCUGGUGGCAGGACAUUCCGCCUCUAGGCGGCCAGAGACGUGCCAGGAUGGAGGUCCUGAAGGAGAAAGUGGAGGAGGAGGAGGAGGCCGAGCGGGAGGAGGCGGCCGUGCGGGCUGAGAGGGGCGAGAAGGUGGUGAGGCCGAUGGAGGUGCGGAGAGAGGAAGCCCCCAUGACACAGGAGAUGCUCAGAGACCUGGAGAAGAAGCUGUCAGACAUUGAGAUGGCCAUCCCGGAGAAGCUCUCGACCUUUACCAAGGACACUAUCGACAUCUCCAAGCUACCCCUCUCCUACCAAAGCAACACGCUCAAGGAGGAACACUUGCUGCAGGUGGCGGACAGCUUCUCCCGCCAGUACAGCCACCUGUGCCCAGACCGCGUGCCCCUCUUCCUGCACCCACUGAACGAGUGCGAAGUGCCCAAGUUAGUGAGCACAACCAUCCGACCCACACUGAUGCCCUACCCUGAGCUCUACAACUGGGACAGCUGUGCCCAGUUCGUCUCAGACUUUCUCACCAUGGUGCCCCUGCUGGACCCCCUCAAGCCGCCCUCCCACCUGUACUCCCCGACCACGGUGCUCAAGUACCAGGAGGGGAACUGCUUCGACUUCAGCACGCUGCUCUGCUCCAUGCUCCUCGGCGCUGGCUAUGACGCCUACUGUGUCAACGGCUACGGCUCACAGGACAUGUGUCAAAUGGACCUGACGCGGGACGUGUGCCCGCUCACCGUGAAGCACCAGGAGGUGGUCCAGGAGGAAGAAAAGGUACCACCUAAGAAGUACGCCAUUAAACCGCCCAGGGACCUGACCAGCAGGUUCCAGCAAGAGCAGGAGACAAAGAAGCUGGAGGAGAUCAAAGCGGAGGAGGAGAGGCGGCUGAGGGAGGAGGAAGAGCGCCUCCUGAGGGAAGAAGACAAAGAGGCCACGCAGUACCCCUCCACCUUCCUUUGGAUGAUAUCUCACCCAGAAUCACAACGCAGAAAGCCAGAUGUGGAGAAAGCAAAGACUGACCCCCUGCAUGGCCUACGUGUGCACUCCUGGGUCCUGGUGUUGUCGGGGAAGCGGGAGGUGCCUGAGAGUUUUUUUAUCGACCCAUUCACGGCACGCAGCUACAGCACCCAGGACGACCACUUCCUGGGCAUCGAGAGCCUCUGGAACCAUAAGAACUACUGGGUCAACAUGCAGGACUGUUGGAACUGCUGCAAGGACUUGGUCUUUGACCUGGGAGACCCUGUGAGAUGGGAGUACCUGCUCUUGGGGACCGAGAAGUCUCACCUGUCCUUGACUGAGGAAGAGGAAGAUGGGUUGAAUGAUGACGACGAUGUGGAAAACCUGGGCAAGGAGGACGAGGAUAAGAGUUUCGACAUGCCGCCCUCAUGGGUGGAGCAGAUUGAGAUCUCCCCAGAAGCUUUCGAGACCCGCUGCCCAAAUGGGAAGAAGGUGAUCCAGUACAAGAGGGCGAAGCUGGAGAAGUGGGCCCCAUAUCUCAACAGCAACGGCCUCGUGUGCCGCCUCACCACCUACGAGGACUUGGAGUGUACCAAGACUUUGGAGAUAAAGGAGUGGUUUCAGAAUCGGGAGGACAUGCUGGAGCUGAAGCACAUAGACAAGAGCACAGGCCUGAAUGUCGACUACUUCAAGCCAGGCCACCCCCAGGCUCUGCGUGUGCACUCGUACAAGUCUAUGCAACCUGAAACGGACCGCAUCAUGGAGUUUUAUGACAGAGCCCGUGUGGACGGCCUGGUAAAGCGGGAGGAGACAUCGAAGACAAUGACGGAGUAUUACCGAGGACGGUCUGACUUCCUCUCCUAUCGCCAUGUCAGUUUCGGGGACAGGGUCAAGAAGUUGUCUCUGAACAGUGCAGAGUCAAACCCCCGGCCGAUUGUGAAAAUCACAGAGCGGUUUGCCCGCAACCCCGAGCAGCCUGCGGAUGAGGAUGUGGCGGAACGCGUGUUUCUGAUCUCGGAGGAGCGCAUCCAGCUGCGCUACCACUGCCGUGACGACCACAUCACGGCCUCCAAGCGCGAGUUCCUGCGGCGCUCCGAGGUGGACAACAAGGGCAACAAGAUCGUCAUGACGCCCGACAUGUGUAUCAGCUUUGAGGUGGAGCCCAUGGAGCACACCAAGAAGCUUCUCUACCAGUAUGAGGCCAUGAUGAGGCUGAAGAAUGAGGAGAAGUUGUCCAGACAUCAGGCCUGGGAGUCGGAGCUGGAGGUGCUGGAGAUCCUGAAGCUUCGAGAGGAGGAGGAGGAGGAGCACAGGCUGACCAUCUCCAUCUAUGACACCAAGCGCAACGAGAAGAGCAAAGAGUACCGGGAGGCCAUGGAGCGCGUGAUGCACGAGGAACACCUGCGGCAGGUGGAGGCCCAGCUGGACUAUCUGGCCCCCUUCCUGGCACAGCUCCCGCCGAGUGAGAAGAUGACACGUUGGCAGGCCAUGCGUGUCAAGGACGAGUGCCUCAGUGACUUUAAGCAGCGACUCAUCGACAAGGCCAACCUCAUCCAGGCCCGGUUCGAGAAGGAGACCCAGGAGCUGCAGAAGAAGCAGCAGUGGUACCAGGAGAACCAGGUGACCCUGACGGUCGAGGACGAGGACUUGUAUCUGAGUUAUUGCUCUCAGGCCAUGUUCCGCAUCCGCAUCCUGGAGCAGCGGCUCAACCGGCACAAGGAGCUGGCCCCGCUGAAGUACUUGGCUCUGGAGGAAAAGCUCUACAAGGACCCACGCCUGGUGGAGUUCAUGAAAGUCUUUGUUUGAUGCCCGCCAUGGGGCCUUGGCCAAAGCUGCCAGGGCAAGAAACCUCCCCCACAGCCUGGCCCCUGUGCCCCCCACACCCGGAAAAUGACAGUCCACUUGGGCGACCUCACUGCCACACCGCCUCCCUGUGGCCCUGUCUGUUCCUGCUUCUCAUGACCUUCCCGUAAAUAAACACACUUUGAAUUUGC